Colletotrichum destructivum is the source of this 1317-nucleotide messenger RNA. RefSeq names its product Putative O-methyltransferase COMT-type, winged helix-like DNA-binding domain superfamily. The transcript is spliced from 3 exons. Bases 1 to 1317 code for a protein of 438 amino acids. Lineage: Eukaryota; Fungi; Ascomycota; Sordariomycetes; Glomerellales; Glomerellaceae. The record is from RefSeq and is a predicted model, not a curated record. Gene Ontology annotation, molecular function: methyltransferase activity.
AUGGCUUCGCAAGAACACGGGAGCCAUGAGGAUACAGUUGUGGCUUUCGGACUAUCAACCCUUUCGGAGACGUGUCCCUUAGCUUCUACUUCGGCCACGACUCUAGGCCCUAUUCCAUUUCCAAAGUCCGCUUCUGAACUGCUUCAGGGUCUGGUCAGACAGACACAACUGCUGGCAUGUCUCCAGUGGCUCGGCAAGUUUCAGAUCCUGGCGUACGUCCCGUUGACGGAUACCCUGGCCUACAACGACCUGGCCGACCUGGCCGGCGUGCCUCCGUCGCAGAUCCGGCGGAUCGUUCGGAUGGCCGCGACAGUCGGUAUCCUCUGCGAGCCCCAGCCCGGUCACGUGGCACACACUCCCCUGUCGGCCCAGAUAUACAAGAAGCCUUCAUACUUGGAUGCCGUACGGUUCACUGCUGAGACUGUGGUCCCUACCUCGUUGCGCAUGGCAGACGCCACUCGACGAAAGAUGCAACAUCACCAGGAAGAUGCCAAUCCGUUCAGGAUCGCCACGGACUCCUCGCUUUCCCUGGCGUCCGCGUGCGAGAGAGAUCACAAGCUCCAUCGCAGAGCUAUCACCUUUCGACGGUUGACAUCAGUCAACAGAACGAGUGCCGUGCUUGAAAUGCUUUCCUCCGUGAACCUUGAGGAACUUGGACAGACCGUAGUCGACGUAAACUCCACUUCGACGGCGAUCGCGAAAUCUCUCCGCUGUCGCAACCCAUCCCUUCAUUUCGUGGUCCAGAUGCACGAAGGCACCAAGCAGAAGACCGAGUCAGCGUGCUCGUCACGACGAUUCGAAACCUCAGGUUGGCUUGAGAUCCAAAACCGUGCUCACGGGACGACGCAAAACGAGACCAACGCCGCGGUCUACCUGCUCCACGUCCCCGACCCUUUCUUCUACGCGUCCUCCGGCGCACACGCCGAGGUCUGCGUGGCCGAGCUCCGCGCCCACUUCGACAUGCUACGCACCAACGAGACGGCCACCGUGAUACUCAUCGCAGACGUCGUCCCGGAGCGUAGCGGCGGCGACGGCUCCCCGGACGGGCCGGCGGCGGCUCGGGCUCGGUUGAACGACCUGCUGCUGCUCCAGGCGGGACACGACGUCGUCUUUGACGUGAAGCGGCUCAGGGCGCUUUUGGAGUUUGCCCGCGAGGGCUCGGACAGGGUUACGGUGGUCAAACAGCUUUCGUCGGCGAGCCAUUCGUCGGUUGCCUUUGUGUUGCGGUCCCGGAGUCUUUCGAGUUCAGGGCCAUUUCCGUGGGGACAUGAAUCAUAUCGAGUUUCUGUGCGCAAUGAGACUACAUCUAUAGGAUAG